AGCGGCGGACUGCCCUGCGUGUGUGAGCGAGAGGUUGUCCUCUACGGGUUUUCGGAACCCCCUGGUUUUGUAAGGUGGUGUCUGUUGGCGGCGGCGUGUCUUUAUCGGCUAGAAGCUCAGGUUAAGGUGGGAGGAUGACAUCCAGAGGGACGCCGAGCCGCUUCCUGAGGAGCGUCCUUCAGAACGGCGUGGGCCGGUACGUGUGUCAGCUGAAGCGGAUCUCCAUCAUCUUCUCCAAGAAAUCCCAGAGCUCCCUGGGAGUCAGGGAUUUCAUAGAGGAGGGAGUGGUGGAUUACGCCAAGAUGAACCCAGGCACCGUCGUCUACGUGUCUCCUCAGCCCUGCAGAGUCCCUAAAAUAGUUGCCGAGUACUUGAACGGAAACACGAAGGAGGAGCUGAUCACCAACAAAACGUCACAGCAGGUCCUAGAGGUCCUCACCAAGCUGACCAACCAGUCUGGCCUCGACAUCAUCCGUAUCCGCAAGCCGCUUCACACCGACAGUCCCAGCAUCCAGGGCCAGUGGCACCCGUUCACAAACCGCCCCCCAUCCCUCGGCCUCAUCAGACCACAGAACCAACACGCAGAGUAAAGACUGGCUGGAACUGCUGCGUGCUUCCAGAAACCAAUCGGGUUCCUGCAGACCGACCCGUUAGCCGGCAGCAUCAGGGCCAAACGCAGAAGCUUCCAGGCAGCUUUGAACGCCGGAUGCAUAUGUCAGCGACUCGAGAGCUGCCGUGCUAAGCAGCAGUUGACUUUUUUUUUUUUUCAUUGCAAUAUUAUUAGAAUUUUUGUGUGGUCAGUGCAUUGUAUUAAAAUUUAAGAACAGUCAAAAUAAAUGAUGCAGAUGUGUUUU
Molecule: messenger RNA, 854 nt
Organism: Fundulus heteroclitus (mummichog)
Lineage: Eukaryota; Metazoa; Chordata; Actinopteri; Cyprinodontiformes; Fundulidae
Gene: mrpl43
Product: mitochondrial ribosomal protein L43
Exons: 3
Coding region: 135-590 (151 amino acids)
Biological process (GO): mitochondrial translation
Cellular component (GO): mitochondrial large ribosomal subunit
Molecular function (GO): structural constituent of ribosome
Source: RefSeq, a predicted model, not a curated record